CUUCCCCCUACCUUUCCCCUUCCUCCUCCCCACGCUCUUCUCCUGAUCUUCAACCCCACGCCCAAGCUCCAACCCAACCCUAGAGCAGCACCCCAGAGCCGCCGCCGCGCCGCAGCUCGUAGCCAGCGCCGACGCCUCGCGCCCGCCUCGUUGCGGCGUUCUCCGCCGUCUCCGCUCCGUGGACUGCGAUUCAUAAAGGAUUAGAAAAUUCUGGUGGCGUUCGUGGGAUGAGCGAAGAUGGCGACGCAUAAGGAGAUGCUGCAGAGUGCCGCGGAGACCGCCAUACGGUCCAUCGGUCUCGGCUACGACGUCGUCUCCGAUCUACGCCUCAAGUUCUGCAAGCAGCGUGGUUCGCCUGACCCGUCGCUCAUUGAGCUCGAUCAUGAUGGGGCUCAGGACAUCGUGCUGCCAGGUAACCUGACGGUUGCCGGCGUGCCCAGGUCGAUCAAGUGCGACAAAGGGGAGCGGAUGCGGUUCCGGUCUGAUGUCCUGUCAUUUCAGCAGAUGUCAGAGCAAUUCAACCAGGAGUUAUCCUUGUCCGGAAAAAUCCCAUCUGGCUUGUUCAAUAAUAUGUUUGAAUUUACUGGCUGCUGGCAGAAAGAUGCUGCUAGUACGAAGUCACUUGCUUUUGAUGGCUGGUGUAUCACACUGUAUACUGUUGCACUCUCAAAGGCACAGAUUGUACUCCGAGAUCAUGUUAAGCAAGCUGUUCCAUCAACCUGGGAACCAGCUGCUUUGGCAAGGUUCAUUAAAAAAUUUGGGACUCAUAUAGUUGUUGGUGUAAAAAUGGGAGGGAAGGAUGUGAUUUAUUUGAAACAACAGCAUUCGUCAAGCUUGCAAGCUGUUGAUGUUCAAAAACGAUUGAAGGAGAUGUCUGAUAGGAGAUUUCUUGAUGCAAAUGGGCAAUCUGACAUUAGUUUCAGGGAUGCAUAUGGGAAGGAUAAGAGUGACAGAAGAGAACACCGACUGAGAUUUGUGGAGUCCAGUCCACUGAACUCUUACACUACAACAGAGGAUUUGGUGAUGAUGCCUAAACGAAGAGGUGGAAGGGAUAAAGAUAUUAUGUCUCAUAUCGAGUGGCUGAAUACUGUUCAAGCAGAGCCUGAUGUUAUCUCAAUGUCCUUUAUACCUAUUACAUCACUGUUGAAUGGAGUUCCUGGUAGUGGAUUUCUGAAUCACGCAAUUAAUCUGUACCUUCGUUAUAAGCCCCCCAUCGAGGAAUUACACCAGUUUUUGGAGUUCCAGCUACCAAGGCAAUGGGCACCAGUUUAUAGUGACCUCCCUCUGGGUCCUCAGAGCAAAAGGCGAAGCAGUGCAUCUUUACCAGUAAAUUUUAUUGGUCCGAAGCUUUAUGUUUGUACCAACAUGGUUGAUGUGGGCAAAAGACCUAUCACGGGGCUCCGGUUGUUUCUAGAAGGAAAGAAGAGCAACAAAUUAGCAAUACAUCUCCAGCAUCUCUGCUCUCUUCCUCAGAUCAUUCAGCUUGAAGAUGACCCUUACAAUCACCAAAGUCCAGAAGCAUAUGACCGCAAAUACUUGGAACCAAUUGGUUCCUGGAAGCGCUUCUCCCAUGUCUGCACAGCACCAGUGGAAUCAGAAGAUUCUUCCAUUGUCACAGGAGCACAGUUAGAAGUGAUCAACCAAGGCUUCAAGAAAAUACUGUUCCUUCGACUGCAUUUCUCAAAAGUCUUGAACGCCUCAACGGUCAGGCAACCUGAGUGGGAGGGAUCUCCAAACCUGAUCCAGAAAUCAGGCCUCAUCUCAACGCUCAUCAGCACACACUUCUCCACAGCAGCUCAGAAACCGAUGCCGCGCCCCACGGACGUGAACAUCAACUCGGCGGUGUACCCUGGCGGGCCGCCUGCUCCAGUGCAGGCUCCGAAGCUGCUCAAGUUUGUGGACAUGACGGAGAUGAUGCGCGGGCCACAGGACUUUCCGGGCUACUGGGUGGUGUCGGGCGCGAAGCUCAAUCUCGAGAGGGGCAAGAUAUCUCUGCGGGUGCGCUACUCGCUCCUGACCGCUAUGCUGCCUGACGACGAGUAUGCGCUCGACGAAGAACUUUAGAAACCCCGGAAUCAAGCGAGAACUGAAGCAAAAGGUCAUCAUCCCCUUAUUUUUACGUGCAGCUAACCGUGAGGACACAGAUGGAUGAAAAGAUUUAGAAAGCUUCAUGGCAUCUGUGCACUCGUUGUUAGCUUGUGUUGUAUACACAUUUGUGGCUUAUCUGUUUAUUAAAGAAUCCAGGCAUGGAUGCAAGGAAUGAGUGCUACUCAAUCCUGAGUAGAAUGAGAAGAGGAGAAAAUUGUUGUUGUGGUGGCGUGUGGACUUGCGUUGACUAGGGUUAAUUAGAUGAUAGAUCAAAUUAUUUGUAUAUACACAAAUGGAACAAGAGAACUGUUUUUGGCUGUGUGGUACGCGCGUUCGGGGCUAACAUAUCUCGACGUAUUGCUGGUUUACAUUUCA
Brachypodium distachyon (stiff brome) is the source of this 2463-nucleotide messenger RNA. Its product is annotated as MACPF domain-containing protein At4g24290. Gene Ontology annotation, cellular component: plasma membrane. Bases 238 to 2064 code for a protein of 608 amino acids. The record is from RefSeq and is a predicted model, not a curated record. NCBI's taxonomy places the organism in Eukaryota, Viridiplantae, Streptophyta, Magnoliopsida, Poales, Poaceae. The transcript has 8 exons. Gene Ontology annotation, biological process: plant-type hypersensitive response; regulation of salicylic acid mediated signaling pathway.